Molecule: messenger RNA, 9255 nt
Organism: Chrysemys picta bellii (western painted turtle)
Lineage: Eukaryota; Metazoa; Chordata; Testudines; Emydidae
Gene: JMY
Product: junction mediating and regulatory protein, p53 cofactor
Biological process (GO): intrinsic apoptotic signaling pathway by p53 class mediator; Arp2/3 complex-mediated actin nucleation; 'de novo' actin filament nucleation
Cellular component (GO): nucleus; cytoplasm
Molecular function (GO): actin binding; Arp2/3 complex binding; transcription coactivator activity
Source: RefSeq, a predicted model, not a curated record
CCAGAGGCGGCAGCGCCCCAUGGCACUUUCGCCUGGACAUUCCAUCCGCCAGAGCCAGCAGCUGUGGAGUCGGGGGGGGGAUUGACUUCGAAUUACCCCUCGCUGCAGGGAAGGCGAGACUCCAGUUAAAUCCCCCCCGACAGAGGCGAUUAGGAGGGUAACGUGUCACUCAAGCCUCAGCCGGCACAGGCUCUUCUCUCCCCAACUGUUGCUUUUGUUUCCCUCCAACUGCGCCUGCGCCACGGACAAGCCGACCCCGGCUCCCUCUCGCCUUGGCCGUUGGGCCGUAGGGAUUCUGAACGCCGCACGUGCGGCUCCUCGCGCCCCUCAGCUGAGCCUGACGUAGGCUACGGACCGGUGACAGCGUGAGGAAGGGGAACAGGAGGAGCAUCCCCGUGGAGGAGGGGGGAGCUCUGUCUGGCGGCGUGGGGCAGGGGAGUAGCGCCGCCCGCCCGCGCCCCCCGCCGUUCACAGGAGCCGGAGGAGGGGCGGGGACAGCAAGUGGCUUGGGGGCGGGACAGGACCCUAGGGCGGGGUGAGAUGCCGCAGCGGCCGCGUCGCUUGUAAACAGAGCCUGCUUCUGGCCCACGUGAUUGUGCGAAGUACCUGUACGGGGAGCUGUAUUGUCCGCGGCGGCGCCCGCCCGCCCGGUGCAGGACGAUACCGCGGCGGGAGGCGGGGCCGGCGCAGCCCGCGUCGCGCGCGCUGGGCGACGAGCGGCACCAGGAGGCCGAGCUCGCGAGCGGCCGUUUCCCCCCGGCGCAUCCUUCUCCCCCAAGAUGGCUGAAGGCGGGCAGUGAGCCGGCGGCGGAUGCGGAUGCCUAGCGCGGGCGCGUAGCGGGGCACUAUGUCCGCCUUCGCGCUGGAGGAGACGCUGGAGGCGGACUGGGUGGCGGUGAGGCCCCACGCCUUCCUCGAGCGAGAGAAGCACAAGUUCGCGUUCAUCGUGGCCUGGAACGAGAUCGAGGGCAAGUUCGCCAUCACCUGCCACAACCGGACGGCUCAGCGGCAGCGCAGCGGGUCGCGGGAGUUGCGCCGGGGCAGCCCCGGGGGGCAGGAGCACAGGGCCCUUGCCCAGGCUGGCGCCCCCGCGGCCCGCCGGACCCCGGCCUGCGGGGCGGACUCCAGCCCGGCCAGGAGCUCCUCGCAUCCCCGCGCGGACUCGCUGCUCCGGAGCACCGAGAAGGGCGCCGCGGCCGGGGCAGAGGCGAUACUGAAGAGCCCGCUGCGGACGAAGGCCAGUCCGGUCCGGAGGCCUCCGCGUAGCACGGAGGCGGCGGUGCCGAGCCCAGCAGGUGCGGCCGAGGAGAUCGAGGUGCUGGAGUUGGUGAAGGAUGAACCCGCGACCCCGCUGCUCUUGCUGCCGGGACCCGUCCAGCAAGGUGCCGAGCCGGCCGCAGACGCGGACUCCUCGGGGGAGGAGUGCAGCUGGGCCGGCCUCUUCUCCUUCCAGGACUUGCGGGCCGUGCAUCAGCAGCUGUGCUCGGUGAACUCGGAGCUAGAGCCCUGCCUGCCCGUCUUCCCUGAGGAGCCCUCGGGCAUGUGGACGGUGUUGUUCGGGGCCCCGCAGCUGUCCGAGCAGGAGAUGGACGCGCUGUGUUACCAGUUACAGGUUUAUCUGGGCCAUAGCUUGGACACCUGCGGAUGGAAGAUCCUCUCCCAGGUGCUCUUCACCGAGACCGACGACCCCGAAGAGUACUACGAGAGCCUGAGCGAACUGCGGCAGAAGGGCUACGAAGAGGUGCUGCAGCGGGCCCGCAAACGCAUCCAGGAGCUGUUGGAAAAACACAAGAAUACAGAAAGCAUGGUAGAGCUGCUUGAACUGUAUCAAAUGGAAGAUGAAGCCUACAGUAGUCUUGCAGAAGCCACCACAGAACUGUACCAAUACCUACUACAGCCAUUCCGAGAUAUGAGGGAACUUGCAAUGCUCAGAAGACAGCAGAUCAAGAUCUCCAUAGAGAAUGAUUACCUAGGCCCCAGGAGGAUUGAGAGCCUACAAAAAGAAGAUGCAGAUUGGCAGCGGAAAGCCCACAUGGCUGUCCUUUCUAUUCAGGAUCUUACUGUUAAGUACUUCGAAAUAACAGCCAAAGCACAGAAAGCUGUGUAUGAUCGAAUGCGAGCAGAUCAGAAAAGGUUUGGUAAGGCAGCAUGGGCAGCAGCAGUAGAACGUAUGGAAAAGUUGCAGUAUGCAGUUUCUAAGGAGACUCUGCAGCUGAUGAGAGCUAAAGAAAUCUGUUUGGAGCAGAAGAAACAUGCACUGAAAGAAGAGAUGCAGAGUUUGCAAGGUGGUACAGAAGCCAUAGCCCAUUUGGACCAGUUGGAAGCUGAUUAUUAUGAUCUACAGCUUCAGUUGUAUGAAGUACAGUUUGAGAUUUUGAAGUAUGAAGAGCUGCUGCUGACCGCACAACUUGAAAGCAUCAAAAGACUAGUGUCAGAGAAGAGAGAUGAAGUGGUAUAUUACGAUACUUAUGAAAGUAUGGAAGCCAUGCUUGAAAAAGAAGAUAUGGCGACAUCUGUACACUUACAAAGAGAGGAGCUGCAGAAGUUGCAACAGAAAAUCCGCCAGCUGGAAGCAAGGCGUGGACGCAUUUCAGCCAAGAAAGCUUACCUCAGAAAUAAAAAGGAUAUUUCCUUCUCCUCCAUACUGCCUGGAUUCCAGCAAGAGGAAUGUUUGAGAUCAAAGAAGACACGGCCGCCGUACUCUGUUCUAGUGUCCAGGGAACCCUGGCAGUUGGGAGGAACAAUUACAGGAAAGGCCUUGCUCAGUAUGGCUGACACAGUGCUCUAUGGGGGAGGAGCAUGCUUAGUGGAGGAGAUCUGUAUUGCAAAGCAUAAUGAAAAGUUCCAGCAGCGCCAUCAGAGUGAAGAGAAAUACAGAAUGCAUCAUACUGUGCAGCUAAAGCAAGAGCAGCUGCAAGAUGAAGAGGAAAGAAAGAGCUCCUGGGUUAGUCAGGAGCGACAGAAAACACUGGACAGACUUCGCACGUUUAAACAGCGGUACCCUGGGCAAGUAAUACUUAAAUCAACCAGACUGCGACUGGCUCAUGCAAGAAGUAGUAGUACACCCAGCUCAGUGCCCUGUGUAGAUCAACCUCAAUCUCUACCAGUAACUACACAGAUCCAAAAGAAAACUGAGGAGGUGGAAUCAGGAAAAGUAAUCCAGCCUUUCCAAACCCAGGAGCCCAGAAGCUUAGAACAACUUGAAGAUAGUUCGUUACCUCCCAAUGGCAUUACCUCUGAACUGUCUCAUCAUGCUACUCCUCCAAUUCUUGCCAGUAAUGAGCUUCAACCAGAUACUGUUACUGUAGUUCCACAUCCGCCUCCUUUGCCGCCACCGCCACCACCGCCGCCUCUGCCUAUCAAGGAAGAUUCUACUGACUCCUUAGAGAAAAGUGACAGCCCUGUUAAACAGGAGAGUGAGGAUACAGGAAUCCCACAGUCUACCACUGUCCCAUCAGCACAUCUUUUUGAUAGCAGUCAGUUAGUCAGUGCCAAGAAGAAACUUAAGAAGACAGAUCUAGAGGGUUUACAAAGGAGGAGAGUGAGUUCCCCAAUGGAUGAGGUGCUGGCUUCGUUGAAGCGUGGUAGUUUUCACCUAAGAAAGGUUGAGCAGAGAAAUCUCCCUCCUUUCCCUGAUGAAGAUGACAGCAAUAACAUCUUGGCACAGAUAAGGAAAGGGGUGAAACUGAAGAAGGUGCAGAAAGAUGUUCUGAGAGAGUCUUUUACAAUUCUGCCUGACACUGACCCUUUAACACGUAGCAUCCAUGAAGCUCUGCGAAGAAUUAAGGAGGCAUCACCUGAAUCAGAAGAUGAAGAGGAGAGUUUGACUUGCACAGACUGGGAAAAUUAACCUGUGACUAGCAGCCACUGAAGAAAGGAAAACAACAACAACAAAAAAUACCCCAUAGCUGGAGAUCAAUCUUCCUCUUCAUUUCAGAAAAUUCAAAGCCAGCAAUUUUGACCAUCAGCUGCAUAGUAGAAAAAGGCUUCCUUUGGCAAAUGAUUGAGUAUGUGAAAAAACGUGAAACAUUGUAUUUUUUUUUUUUUUCUAGAUUUUUUUUUAUUCAGUCCAGAAGUGCAAGGUUGGACAAAAAGCUGAGUUGUUUAGAUAUGCAUUUUAUAUAACUGUAAUGAGAAAAGGGUCUUCAGGAUGUUUUCUCAAUUCUUUAAGCACUUUUUACAUUUGCGUUAGUAUAUAUGGCCAGUUAAGUGAGGGAACAUUUUAAGUGGGAAGAAUGCUGCAUUGAUAAAGCUACUGGGGGAUGCAGCUGAAACAUCAGGACAGCUGGGAAACCUACUUUUCAGUGCACUGAAAAUAUCAUCUGCUUGAAAAACACAUUUAAUAGCUGUACCACAAUAGCUAAAAUUCAGAUAGAGAUGCAACUAAGAUCUCUUUAGUUAUUCUUCUCACUGCAAAGAAAUGUAUGUUAGUAUGAAAAAUAACAACAGAUGGCUGUACAGUCUAAGUACCAUAACAGUGGAAUACAUGUAUUUAAGAAUGUAUGUGUUUACAAUAUGGUACACUUAACAUGGCAUAUUGCAGCACCUUUUUAGAAGGUCAUAUAUAAUCUUGCACCCUAUAUUUUAAAAGUAGAUUUUCCAUGCUCUUUUAAACAGUAAUAUUUAGGUGAGAUGAACUGAGUUAAUAGUUAUACCAUACAUACAAAUUUGUUAUAAGAAGCAAUAUUUUGUAAUUUGAUACUACUUAAAAUUAUUUUUCUCUGUUAGCUUGAACUGUUCUUGUUUGAUUACUGUAAGCAACCUUCUUUACUUUCUUAUUUAAGGAAAUGCAGGACUUAAGCAUAUUAACACCAGUUAUGGAAGUUAUGCUUCUCUGUUAGUAGUUAAUAUUUCCUUUAGUAGCUACAAAAAAUUGUACAUCAUACCUAACAGCCUGUUUGGCUGAAAACUACACUUCCAUUUAAUGCUGGCUGUAUGUGGCUCUAAAGGAGGGGAGGGUACAGUUUUCAAUACAGUGAGAACUUAAAAAGAAAUAAUCCUAAACUGCAUGACUAAUAGCUGCGGGCAGCUAGUUUUAUAAUGCCAGAGUACUUAGAGGUACAUCUUAUACAGAGUUCGAAGUAAUCUUGUACUAUGUUAAAGGCUCCAUGUAAUGUUCGUUAGUUGAGAAACGCUCAAGUUAUAUGAAAGUCUUGACCAGCGUUUUAUUUUUAUUAAAAUUUUACGUACUGUUUGAGAGACACACCACCCCUUUCCUUUUACAAAAUUGUAUUUUUGUUCAGUAUUCAUUUUAUGAAGGACAAAUGACUGUACUCAUUUUCAUUUAGAAGCAGAUGCAUGAAUUGCUACUGUUGUGUAAUGGAGUACAUAUUCCUCUUUAACUUUUAUAACAGUUCUUCUUAAAAUAGUUGUGGGAGCAAGAAUACGUACCUUGGCAAUAGGUUACAUAACCAAAAUGAACCUCACAUCUUGGAACCUUUAGGCUGUUCUACAAUUAUUGUCCUGAAUAAAGAUCUGUCAUGUUUUGAAAGAUAAUUUGCCACUCUAUACUUGGCAUUGAUAGGCAUUUUUCUUGAUUAUUUUUUUUUUGACUUAUUUAUAAUGUUUAGUGAAACAUUUUCAAAAGGAAUGCUUAUGAGCAGCAUUUUUCAGAAAUGAUACCAGUUUUGCUUCAGGUAUCAGCUUUUGGGGCAGCAUCUUUCUUGGACAGAGCAUCAGUUCUAUGAUACAUCCAUCAUUAGCUUGUCAAGGACCUGACAACCUAAGUUUCUUCCCAGUUUAUUUCUAUGGUUUUACAUCUAACUAAUCAUUUCAAAAUUUAUCAUGUGUGAUCAUUUAGCAUAGAUCAUAAACGUAAGUAGUUUGUGUGCCGAUGGUGUACAGGCAUCCAUAUUCCAGAUUACAUUACACUAUAAACUGGGUCCAGUGUAUGAAUUUUUAGCUGUAGCACAAAACAGAAGUAUCUGCAAAUUAGGAUGAUAUACUGUAUGUGAAGCUGAGGGUUAGACCAACAGCAAUGGUGUGACAUCAAGUAUGUCCAGUUUUUCUUGCUGAAAGAAACCAAAGUGCAAAUUGGACAGUGUGCAUAAAACACUGGCAAAAUUUUUGAGUUGUGGGGGAUGAAUAGUGUAAUUUGAAAAACAGGAAUAAUGUUCCUUCCCCUUACACUAAAUUUAUUAUCCACAAAUUUAUAGGGAGAUGUUUAAAUAGCCCUAUACUGUGUUGUACUACAGAGUUCUCAGGUUGAUUUGUCAACUUUGCCUUGAAAACUUGUUCAUGAUUAAAAAUAAACCUGUCCUUGAUAGACUUAUAUUUAGUUAAAAUAUUAGAUUCCUGACUGAGUGUGUAUACAUUGCUUAUUCAUAGGAAUAUCAUAUUUUAUGCACAUGCACACAAAAGAUAGCUGCUGUGCUGAGCAUAACAGUUUAUAUCAAAUUCAAACUGCAACUUUAAAAAGGAAAGAAGGUGUGUGUUUUCUAGAGAAUAUUAAAAAUCAGAUUUGAAUCUAAAGUAGUUACUGGAUGUCACAGUUUCAAACAGUUCUUCAAUUUAAUAGCCAUUUAAAAUUCCAUGCAUAAAAAUAUUCCCAGUGCUUUUAGAUGAUGAUUUAUACUGGUAUUGCAAUAGAAGUUAUAUGGGGAAAGUCCAACUACUUUCACAAGAGUUAGAGAAAUUGACAAUCCUUGCUAGUUUGGCACAUGUGUAACUGACAGUAGGUUUAUUGAACAGUUCUGCACUUGAGAGACCAUGGCAACCAUCACUAUGGGGCUGGCAUUAAUACUUACAUGUGUACAAGAGGGAAAAAAAGCUUGCACAUAAAAUGAUCACUAGAGAUUUUCAGUAUUUGCUCUUCAUGGAUGCACUACAUCAGAUUCGGUGAAUUGUUCUGUUCCUAGCCAUUGAUCUUCAACAAUUGCUCAUCUUUUGCGCAUUCUACAUGCCAGAAAAACUUGCUUGUUUAUUCAAAAUAGAGCUGUUUGGUAGUGAAAUGGGUUCACUGAGGUAAGGAAUUGGAAUUUCCCAAUCUGAAAUACAUAUAAAUUCAAGAAGCAUGAGUAUAUACUGUACUUUGGGGACUGAGAAUUUAGCAGUGAGAAAAAGGAAUCAAAAUGGUUUAUUUCUAUUAGAGCAACCAAAAAUGAAAGGUAAACAACAAUAGUCUUUUGAUCAGGAAUGGGAUUAGCAUUUAUUUGAAUUUCUGUACCUCCCUCACUGUGGUCCCAAAAUCCAUUAAAAAUGACUAACAUUCUUAUUUUAUUCACUUUUGCAUAUUAUGUUUGCGUAUUUUGAGUGUGAUUUAGUUUUAAAGCAUAGAUGAAAGUUUUGUUUCUCUUUUUUAAGUGUUACUUUACAGAUUUCUUUAAAAAGUUUAUCAGCCUGUAUUCUACAACACACAGCUGUAAAAUAAGUAAACUUGAUCAGAUAUUGUGUUGUUCAAUGGCUGCAUCAGGGACUUUGGGUUCAAUAGACUUCAUCAGAUUCGUUGUAAAGAAUCACUUUGCCUUUCAGCAUCGUGUUCUGUAAAGUCAAAAAUCUUCAAACUCUGAGCCGGUUCUUUAUUGAAAUGCAACCAAUUGAGACGAGGAAGCAGAAACUUUCAUUAGUUAAGGUUCUCUUUUAUUCCCUUUGUUGCACUGAAUUUAAAGACUGUAACUGUAAAUUAAGGUUACUUGCAGUUUAAGCAGCUGUUUUCAUUGUAAAGCUUAUGUACUUACUUUACCGGUAUUAUUUCUGGUAAUGAUCCCAUAAGCGUGAAGCAAGAUACUAUGUAUAAUGUUAGAGAAUCAAUAUGCUACAGAGAAGCAGUAAGAACUGGAAGCGUCUUAUUGAGAGAGCAUGUUGCAUUUACUGAACGCUAAUGGAGUAUAUCGGACAGUAGGUUCAUUCUAAAAAGUGCUCUUUGGUAUAGUGAAGCACAUUGACCUGUAUUGCUAUCUAAUGCUGUGUAAAAUACAGCAGUGGCUGUUUUUAUCCUAUAAAUAUACUGUAAUUUAAAGUUUUCCUACAAAAUGAAUUUAUAUUUAGUUGCUGCCUAAAACAUCAUGUAUUAAAAGUUAGAAUUUUUAGGAGGGGGCUGGGUAUGCCAAUGUAUUUUGGGGUGGGUGGUGUUAUAUUAUGCUUUGCACGGCCCAUUCAGUUACGACUUUGUCCAAAAUUCCUGGCUUUGACCAUGGUGAAUCUGCAACUUGGGAUUUACAGAACUUUAUUGUAAUUCACAUCUCCUAAAACUUGUGCCCUUGGGCCUCAUAAUAUUACCCAAAUGGUCUUCCUUCCAUUCCCCCAUGUGGAUUCUCCGAUAUCUUUAAAUAUGGAAUAUGACCAAUUUAUGACUUUAUUAGACCUAUAAUUAUGUGAAUGAGGAAAGGCUGCCUACAGCUGAUAGAAAAGACCAACCAAGGGGGUGUCUGUUAAAAGAAAAACCUUGACUGGGAGCAUAUUGCUCGUUUAUUGUCUCAGUGGGUAGGGCCCCAACAAAUACGAAGCACAGCAUCAAGUUUUUAAAUAAUUCAUCAUGGUUUUUAUUCACGUUCUGCUUGGUAAUUCAAAGGUUCCACAGUAAUUAAUUUACUGGUAGAGUGGCUUGAUUUUCAAGUCUUCACAUCCAUGCAUUGUGGAGAGGUAUGUGAUUAGAGACAGACUCACUGUGACCUCUCCAUACAUAUUUCUGUGGUUGCUGCCUACUUUACAAGAUAUCUUGUGUUUCUAAGUGCAGCACCUCAAAGUAGGUGAAAUGCAGAAAGCUGCAGAUUUGCAUGAAUAAAGGGUUAAUAAAACUGACACUUUCUAGCUUGGUUGAAUAAACAAGAAAUAAUCAAAUGGAAAACUGAGUCACCAUCCACUAGCUUUGUGCAAUAUUACGAAUAGAAUCAAACACUAGCACAUUGUGGUUGGCUUUAAGAAAGUCUUUAACACAAUUAUAUUUAAAUGGACAUUUUAAAUGCACAUUGUAUUAUAAAACUUCUCCUGCAAAUUUACAAUACCUAAUAAUGCUCAAUGUUCUAAAGUAUUAAGCAACAAGUGUAAAAAAUAAAAACUAAGUGAGCAUUUCUAGCAAUACCUGAAAACUAAAAAGAAAAAAAUAUUGGUUUGACUGUUUGCCUUUUGCUCUCUUUCUUUAGUGCAACUUUUCUGUAAUUAUAAUUAUUCUGUGUAUUUCAUGUUUUUACUAUCAAAGUUAAACCUGUACACAAAGUACUGAAAUCACCUUUUUCUUGUACAUGCGAUGUAACAACAUACUCACAGUUUUGGUGCUUAAAAAUGAUUUUUUUCUUUAAUAAAGGAUAUUUAUUUGAA